Messenger RNA from Parascedosporium putredinis, 498 nucleotides. The record is from the annotation of a GenBank genome assembly. NCBI's taxonomy places the organism in Eukaryota, Fungi, Ascomycota, Sordariomycetes, Microascales, Microascaceae.
AUGAGCGCCGUGUUCUGUGGUGAGCAGGACCCGGCCGGUAAUGGCUCCGACAUGAUGGGUGAGGAUUCUCUGGCUACGCCGCCAGACGACAGAUACAACCUGCUGCACGAUAACUGUGCAAGGCCGCUGUAUCACAAUGGCGCUAACUCCGUCACCAUCUCGGCCUGGGCCGAGGUUUGGGACUACCUUGGCGGCACGAGCUAUCGCGCUUUCGUUGCCGACCAAAAUGGCGAGAAGACUCUCUUUGCCUUCCUCGACCAUAACAUCAUCGACCUGGAUUUGAAGCAAGGGCUCAUGGCCCUCAUCGAACUUGCUGAAUCCGCUCUAGGUUGCGCCCGCAUCGUCAUGUGUGUCGACCGUGACGUUUCCCGGAGCCAAGCCCAGGCCGUCCUCAAGAGCUUCCGCUGGGUCGGCUUCGAUCUCGCCACGCUCGAUUUCCUCUCUACAGACCUCGAUGUCACCAGCGAGAAAUGGCUGUUUUUGAGCAUGGACGUUUGA